Messenger RNA from Bombus pyrosoma, 2558 nucleotides. Its product is annotated as leucine-rich repeat-containing protein 4C-like. NCBI's taxonomy places the organism in Eukaryota, Metazoa, Arthropoda, Insecta, Hymenoptera, Apidae. The transcript has 5 exons. The record is from RefSeq and is a predicted model, not a curated record. The coding region runs from base 564 to 2558 and encodes 664 amino acids. Gene Ontology annotation, cellular component: extracellular matrix; voltage-gated potassium channel complex. Gene Ontology annotation, molecular function: transmembrane transporter binding; voltage-gated potassium channel activity; potassium channel activator activity.
GUGGCGCCAUCGAGUUUCGCUUUUCGUUGUUCUCGGUACGUCGCUGCGGGCCGCUGAGCGCCGACUAGACGACAGUUUGCCCUGUGUGCCUGGACGGGGCGGGUGUGAUUUUGAUCGUUGUUUGUGACGUUACACGUUCUCCUAGCGGUAUCGCGUGAGAAAAAAGUGACAUUAACGCACGGUUCGUUCGAUCGGCACGAUCUCGGAUCACGAUAAUCGUUCAUACUCGCGUUCGAACUCGACACAUGAAGGAAAAAAUUGUCGGUGCAAAGUGGACGAGGAAAGAAGACAACGGUAGAACCGGCAACGAUUCCAGGAAUGACCCCACAUGAUCGUUUUCGUUCGCACGACGCUUUGACGAAUCGCGAUAUGACGCGAUGAUCUUGGAGGAGUUUUUUACGCCUACUUUGACUAGAUCACGCGUGGAUUUUUGCCGUCUUUUAUCCGCUGUCGAAUUAGUGUGUUCGGUGUGAAAAAUAUCAAGUGUUUCGAAGCGAGAGAAAAAGAGCAAAAGAAGGAAAAGUUAUUCUUGUUUGUUUACUCGAGUUGGUUGCGCGAGAGUCAUGGGUGAUGUGUACAGGCUAGUUAGUGACCUGCUCGUAAAGGAUACACCCACGGACAGAAGAAAAAUCGACCUUACCCUGCCACUCGCAAGAAUGAAUCACCAACGCGAGUCAUCGGAGCACCGUUCGUCGGCCGAUUCGCAACUACGCUCGUCACGGAUGCCCGCAUUCUGCGGAAUAAACACAGAGAGUCGAACCGAGGUAACAGGGAUGAAAGGAUUUCUUCGACUGUGUCGAGAAAGGACUGUGUCAGAUACUACGACGUAUCACGAUGUCAAGCGAUCAAGUCGACUGUCGGACAUUCAUUCACAGACGCCACGCUGCCGUGUGACCGUAUCGGCUACGCUGUUGCACCUGCUCGUCCUGGCUGUCACGUUCGCGCUCGGAACGGCUGCGAUCUGUCCAAACGGCUGCAUCUGCGACGACGACAACCUCGUGGUAUCCUGUAUAGGCGCGAAUUUGGACGUCAUACCGAUCGCCCUGAACCCGAGUAUCCAGCGGAUAGUGUUGAAGGAAAAUCGGAUAAAGAUAGUGGACGCGGCGGCGUUUCAAUUCUACGGGGAUCUGAAGAACGUCGAUCUAUCGAGCAAUCACCUGUUUACCAUUCCGAACGGGAGCUUCGACGCGCAAAAGCAACUGGUGGAGCUUCAUCUCAGACACAACAAGAUCUCAGCGUUGACGGAGAAGACGUUUCAAGGACUGAAAUCUCUAACGGUACUGAAUCUACGGGACAACUACUUGGAAAGUCUGAAGAACGGUCUGUUUGCCUCGUUAUCAAAGUUGGAGGAACUAGACUUGGGAAAGAAUCGCAUAUCGAAGGUAGAGCCAGGAGCUUUUCAAAAAUUGGGUACGCUGAGAGUGUUGCAUCUGGACGAUAAUCAGUUGAGAACGAUCCCGUCGCCAGCACUCGCGCCGUUGAACGCCUUGGCUGAGUUGCAUAUAGGUUGGAACGCCUUCUCGUCGCUUCCGGAUGACGCGUUCAAGGGAUUGGAACAGUUGACCGUGCUGGACAUUACCGGUGCUGGUUUAGACAACAUCAGCGACGGCGCUUUUCGAGGCUUAAACGCUCUGCGUACGUUGGAACUGGACGGAAACAAGUUACGGGAAGUGCCGACGAAACAGUUGGCGGUUCUGCCUCGCCUCGAAGAACUCACCUUGGGUCAAAACUUCUUCACGACUCUGAGAUCCGGAGCCUUUCAAGGCCUGUCCAAGUUGAAGAAGCUGGAUAUAUCAGCGGCGAAAUUGUUAACCACCGUCGAACGGGGAGCAUUCUCGGACAACGCCAAUCUAGAGACCCUGGUGUUGAACAGCAACAAACGGCUGACUACAAUGGAGGACGGUUCUCUGGCCGGUUUACCCAACUUGAGGCAUUUAAUGCUACGUGACAACGCGUUCACCGGCUUCUCAGAGUCUUUGGUAGCCUGGAACGAACUGCGUCGACUGGAUUUAAGCGAAAAUCCCUUGGUCUGCGAUUGUAGCUUGCUCUGGCUAGCCGAGGUUCUCGUCCCGAGAAACUCUAGUCCGGUAUUAUGCGCGGAACCUCCGGAAUCAAAAGGGAAACCCAUCAAGGGUAUGACACCUGACGAACUAGGCUGCGCCUUCUCCGAUCCCCGGAAACAAGCAUUGUUAGCGACUUUAUGCGUCGCUGGCUUUGCCUUGCUCACCGGCUUGGCCCUGAUCCUCUACUACAGAUGUCGUAGACACGUCAGGGACGCCUUGAAAGACUACAAAUGGAAGAAUCGCGGCAUUUCCCGCAAGGAACACGAGUACCAAAAGACCUUCUCCGAGGACGAGUACAUGGUCAGAUCCGCGUCCACCCACCAUCACCACCAUCAUCAUCAACCUCAGUCGCAACAGAUCCCUUCUCAUCAUCAUCAUCAUCAUCUUCAACAGCAACAGCUGCAACAGCAGCAGCAGCAGCAACAACAACAGCAACAGCAACAGCAUUCGCAGAUAGCGGCGGGCAUUAAACCUAUACCGGUAACGGAACUGUAG